AUGGAGACGGUUGAGAGUUUGAUCCCCCCUCGCGACACAGGGGACAGUGAUCAGGAAUGGGAGAAGCCGGACGACGAAGUUGCCUUGGCUCGUGCUACCUUGGCCCACAAUGUCCAUGCCCACGAGGAUGAGUCGGCCAAUUCGGCAUUGGCUUCCUUCACGACUUUGGAGGUGGAUGACACCAGCAUGGACUUGCGACUCCAGGAAAUGGAAGCUGCCAUGAAAAGGCUGUUGGCCAAGGGCAGCGAGAUGGUGGCGGUCACGGAGGACACCACCAUGGACACCACGGGAUCGGAGGUGCCCACCACAGGUGACUUUGUCCCUGAGGGUGCUGCUACUGAUGACCCCAUGGACAAGCCGGCGAUGCCAACCACAGGUGACUUUGUCCCUGAGGGUGCUGCGGCGGACGACCCCAUGGAUAGGCCCGAGGUGCCAACCACAGGUGACUUUGUCCCUGAGGGCGGCGACACGGUGGCCAAGGAUGAUGCCACCAGGCCCCGGCCCUACUCGGCCCUGCCCGCCGGCGCCCUGGAGGAGAAGGUCUUCAAAAUCGAGGGCUUCCCGGACAACUUCCCCGGCAUCGGCAAGAAGAGUGCAGACUGGGCCCAGCAAUUGACAAAGGAGGAGAUCGCCUCCUUGUUCUCCGAGCUCAAGGCGGAGCAGUGGAGCCGCCCGGCUGUGGAACGAGUCCUUGAGGUGUACCAAAUCUACAAACGACAGCUGGCACAGGAGAAGAUGCUGGCCGCCCCCUACAACCGUGCUCGCAGAGGAGUGGGGCACAGCAGCAUGGGCCAACUUGACCCGGGCAGCACGGGGGCUACCCUCAUGUGCCCGAACUGCUUCUCCGACUGGCAGCGGCAGGACAACAAGGUGGAGGGGAAGUGUAAGCUCUGCCAGAAGUCGGUCAUCGCCGUGGACAAGGGCCCGCCUUCGGCAGAGAUCAAGCUAGGCCAGUCCUCCUGGCGAAUGUUUUGUGGCCGCAAGGGUGUCACGUGGCACACGGAUGCAGACGAGGCCCAGAAGGAAGCCGCCUCCGUGGACAUUGGCUCCUGGGCCCAGCCGCCACCCAGGCCCACGGAUCAGAAGGAGCUGAGCUUUGCCGACCAGGUGCCUAUGGCCCUGAGGCUUAGCUUGGCUCACACGGUGGCAACACAGCCCUUCGACGAGGUGCAGUUUGCCGACAAGGAGGCAGGGGACAGACCCCACCUCCGGGGUGAUUGGCAACCAAGCCAGGAGACGAGGGCUUUCCAUCCCCAGCUGGCGGCGGCGAUGGACAUCACCAAGAAGAGCUCGGGCCCGGUGGACAAACAGCCCAAGAAGCCCACGGAAGAGGAGUUCUUGGAUCACAUCAACCCCCAGCUGGAUGUGAUCGUGGAGAUGCAGGCGGGUGCACAGAGUGUCGAGGAGGCAAAGGGUGCGUCAAUCCUCCGGCAGCUGGAUACAGAGAAGCUUCGUUCCCUCCUUAAGCGAAAUUACCUGCAGGGGUCUGGGAACCAGGGCGACGAGUUUUUCGCUGCGCAGACUAGCCUGGAAGAGGCCAAGGCCUCGAACAAGCGCAUGCAGGAUGAGGGAUCCCAGCGCUCCCAGCUCCUUCGGCCGGUGGCGGACUCCAUUGAUGCCUGGGGCACCCAGCUGCGCGCGGCCCUGGAGAUGAACGUGUUCAACCCGGAGUGCCCACUCAAGGAUAUGGAGCUUGACGACAUCGAGGCCCUUAAGGAAAGGUACUUGAACACGAAGUUCCUGCUGAACCAGAGCAGGAAUCCGUUCCCUGCCUCUCUUCUGCAAGAGCUUCCCACUUUGGCCGCUCUGCAGCGUGAGGGUGAGCGCGUCGCCCGGGACUCCGGCGAGGGGCUGUCUUCCACAGGUGCCUUUGGCCCUGAGGAGCAGUCCCCGGAGGCAGUUCUGGGAGUUCCGGUGGGCUCGGUCGAGUUCCAGAUGCUUCGCCUCAAACGUAUCAUCGAGCUGCACAUGGGGGAGCAGCGCAUGAUCGGGGGCAGAUGGAAGCAGCACCCGGGGCCCCUUGAGCCCCCUACGUGGGCAAAGCCCCUGCCCGAAGGGGAGAAGAUCAUGCUGGAGAUGAGGACACACCCCAGCUCCUUCAGGCAGCCCUUCUUCGAGCCGAUUGCCCUCACCAUGGAGGAGAUUGAGGCACAGGUUGCAAUGGGCACGAGGCCCCCCCUGGAUAAGAUCAUCGGCCCGUUCCAUGCCGAGGGGGACGGGAACACCCACUGGAGAAAGGAGGUGCAGACGUGGGACUUGGUUAGCCUCUUCUCCUGCUUUGGCCACACCUACUCUGCCAGGCACCUCUACGCGGUGUGGAGCCACCUGCCGAUCACCGUCAGGUCCCACAAGAGAGGGGCCAAGAACAAGCAGCAGAACCUGCAGCGACGAGAGGACCACCGGGAUUUGAUGAAGGAGGCCAAAGAGUUUGUGAUUCUGCACGACCUCCCGGUGCCCACGACAAACCAGGAGUGGAAGCAGCUCUACCGCGAGAUCGGAUCAUUUUUCGCUGCCAAGGUCUUCAUCAACCGUACGCCUCAGGUGGUCUUGGAUCUCCCUGUUGCUGACAUCCAUGACUCCAAGCAGCACAUGCGACUGAGAGCCGUAUGUGACGAAAGGAUCACCCUUCCUUUGAAGGCCUUCCGCCACUUCCCGGAGAUCUACAACAUGCUCUCCAACUCGCUGGGUCAAGAGUCGGUGGUGGAGGUCAAGAUGGCUUGGCGCUGCAACACCGUUCAGUGGUGGACAGCCCGCCUCAAGCCAGAGUACGCCGGCCCCAUCUACCGUAAGCUUGGCUACUCGGAGAGCCACAUCAAAGGCCUGCCUUUGGAGCGCGCUCUCCCGCCCAUCACCCCGGACAAUGUCACGAGCGUGGCCUCGGACGACUACAAGAAGAAGAACACGGGGGAUAAGGCGGCCCACGUCUUCUGGGCCAAGAUGGAGUGUGACCGGAUCGAGUUCUACAAGAGGGUGGAGCCCACGGCGGCCCCCCGUGAUCGCUCGCUCUGGGUCAACCCGAGCCUCAGCUCCAGGCUCCGGUUCAGCAAGACGAACCUCAUGGGCCAGGUAUCCGACAUGAUCUGGUCGGUGGUGCUCUCCAACCCGGAGCGGGAUGGCCUCAAGAAGAUCCACGAGCUUGCGGCAUCCCGGGCAUGUGGAGGGGAACCCCUGCCAGGUGCCUAUGGCCCUGAAGGGGGUCUCCUCUCCCUUCGGGCUGCUGUAGCUUUCCUUGAGGACUUGGGCCAUGUCACAGGCCUUUUCUUCGGCAACAGGAAUGCCCUCAAGGGGGGGUGGGACCUCCAGGAUGACUACCUUUGUAUUUUGUUGUCCAUCUCCCUUUGGGAGGGCCCUUGUCAGGGCCCCUGA
Symbiodinium sp. CCMP2592 is the source of this 3366-nucleotide messenger RNA. Lineage: Eukaryota; Dinophyceae; Suessiales; Symbiodiniaceae. The record is from the annotation of a GenBank genome assembly.